AUGGCUAAACCCAAACGCCCCAACUUCCUCGUCAUCGUCGCCGACGACCUCGGCUUCUCCGACAUAGGCUGCUACGGCAGCGAAAUCCACACGCCGCACAUCGACGCCCUCGCCUCCCACGGCGUGCGCUUCACAGACUUCCACGCCGCCGCCGCCUGCAGCCCCACGCGCGCCAUGCUCAUGACCGGAACAGACCACCACAUCGCCGGCCUGGGCAACCUAAUCGAGUGGACGAACAUCAGCGGCCAGAACGGCCCGAAGGGGUCCAGCACCGACACCGCGCCCCAGCGCGGCAUGCCGGGCUACGAGGGGUACCUGAAUGAGCGGGUUGCGGCGCUGCCGGAGAUCCUGCGCGACGCGGGGUACCACACGGUGAUGAGUGGGAAGUGGCAUCUUGGCCUGACGCCGGAGAGGGCGCCGUGUAGACGCGGGUUCGAGCGCAGUCUGGCGCAUUUGCCCGCUUGCUCGAAUCAUUAUGGCUUUGAGCCGCAGUUGGCUGGGGGCGAUGAGACGCCGACUUUCUUGGAGGCGAGUUAUAUUGCGCUCCAUAUGGAGGAUGAUGCGUAUCUUGAUGCUUUGCCGCAGGGGUGGUAUAGCUCGGAUGGGUAUGGGGAUCGCAUGAAGAUGUACCUGGAGGAGUGGCAUGCGGAGAACCUUAAGAAGGAAGAUGAGGAUCGGCCUUUCUUCGCAUACCUCCCCUUCACGGCGCCGCAUUGGCCGCUCCAGGCUCCGCGCGAGUACAUCGAUCACUACCGCGGCGUGUACGACGAGGGCCCCGACGCCCUCCGCCUGAAACGCCUCGAAGCCCUCAAGAAACUCGGCAUGAUCCGCGCAGACGUCCAAGCCCACCCGGUCGUCGUCGACGAAGGCGAAGGCAAGCCCUGGGAAAGUUUGACAGAACACGAAAAGCGCCUCUCCAGCCGCGCAAUGGAAGUCUACGCCGGAAUGGUCGAGUGCAUCGACGCCAACGUCGGCAAGAUAACCUCCUACCUGGCCUCCAUCUCCGAGCUCGACAACACCUUCGUCUGUUUUAUGUCCGACAACGGCGCCGAGGGCGCCGCCUACGAGGCAUACCCGCUCGUGCAGAGCGGCGUCCUCCCCCACCUCCUAAAGUACUACGACAAUAGCCUCGAGAACCUGGGGAACGGCGAUAGUUUCAUCUGGUACGGCCCGCGCUGGGCACAGGCUGCGACGGCCCCGAGCCGCCUGUAUAAAGCGUACACGACGGAGGGGGGCGUGCGUGUUCCGUUCCUCGCGAAGUUUCCCGCUUCAAUGGCGACAGCGGCGUGUGCGUCUGGUGGCGCGAUAAGCGAUCAGUUCGCGACGGUCAUGGAUCUCGCGCCUUCGAUAUUAGCCAUGGCGGGCGUGGCUCACCCCGCGCCGAACUACCAGGGGCGCGAGAUCGUGCACAUGCGCGGGAAAUCCUUCGCGGCCUGGGCUGUCGGAGAGAGCGCCCGCAUCCACGAAGAGGAUUUCAUACAGGGGUGGGAAACGUGCGGGCGUGCAGCGCUGCGCUUCGGGAACUGGAAGAUCGUGUAUAUACCCAAACCGAAGGGUCCGGAGCGCUGGCAGCUGUAUAACCUCGUCGAGGACCCCGGCGAGAUUAACGAUGUGUCUGAGGUAUAUCCGGAGCGGAUGCAAAAAUUGCUGAAGCUCUGGGACCAGUAUGUCCUUGAGACGGGCGUGAUUCCGCUGAAUCCGGAUCUGGGGGAGUUCUUGGAGGCCACCGAGGCGCAGAUGGUGGAGAAUGCGUGGAUGGAGUAUGAUUAUUGGAAGGGGGGUGCGAGGGAGGAGGGCAGGAGGGAGACGUUUAUGCGGAAGCCGCCGCGGUUGACGAGGGUUGUGAAGCAGUUCUAG
This is a messenger RNA of Aspergillus mulundensis, 1857 nucleotides long. RefSeq names its product arylsulfatase. The record is from RefSeq and is a predicted model, not a curated record. Lineage: Eukaryota; Fungi; Ascomycota; Eurotiomycetes; Eurotiales; Aspergillaceae. The transcript has a single exon. Gene Ontology annotation, molecular function: arylsulfatase activity. The coding region runs from base 1 to 1857 and encodes 618 amino acids.